Molecule: messenger RNA, 2303 nt
Organism: Carassius carassius (crucian carp)
Lineage: Eukaryota; Metazoa; Chordata; Actinopteri; Cypriniformes; Cyprinidae
Gene: vash1
Product: vasohibin 1
Exons: 7
Coding region: 669-1784 (371 amino acids)
Biological process (GO): regulation of angiogenesis
Cellular component (GO): cytoplasm
Source: RefSeq, a predicted model, not a curated record
AAGAACGAGUCGUUCAUGAAUCGGGCAUCACAAUCAGCGUCGUAUAACGGGAUCUGUGACUCGACAGGGCGAUGGCUCGGACACUACACCGAGACAAAAUAAAGCUGGACACGGAAAACCACUGCACUCCAUCGCACCGUGUUUAAUAAGCGCGUGACUGACAGCGAGCGCGCGGCCGGCGGUCCGGUGACGUCAGAGGAGCGGCUGUCCUCUCAUUGUCUGUAAAACCGCUCGUUUUCGUCACUUAUACCUGAUUUAAACGCGUCCACGUGACUUCUGUGUUCUCCGCGGUCGCGUGCUACAUUUAAAUGUGUAAUCUAAGAUCAAAUCCUGUUUGUUUGUGAUCUGACACGCUGUUUGUGUAUAAAUCAGAUGGGAGUCAGUCUGGUGCUACUGUAAGCUGUGAUCAGAAGAUACGUGCUUUAUAACGUGUUGUGUUUGCACUGCAUGCUGUCAGAACUAGUAUGCUGCUUGAUAUAUGUUGACAGAGCUGCGGCUGGGGGUCAGAUUGUGUCCGGACACCCCAGCCAUCCCCCCGAGGGCCGUGGCUCUGCUGGACCCAGAGGUCAGAAGGGGCCCAGGGGUUUCUAGGGGCCCACAGCAAUUUCCUAAUCGUGCUUUUAAGAAGGUCCCAGAAUUCCUAUCUCCGGCCGGGUAGUGGGCUGUCCAUGCCGGUGUCCUGCUGCGGGACCGUCCAUCACGGCUCCUCUCCGAGGAGGAUCAUCCAGAAGAAGCCGGGAAUCAGGACUUGUUUGAGUCAGCCGUGUUCUUCUGUUGGACUGAGGAUGCUGCGGACCGCUCUAAGUCUGGAGCGAGACGAGGAGCAGGAGGACGAAGGAGAAGACCUGAGGGAUGGUGGGAUCCCGUUCAUUAUUAACAGGGGGGGUCUGCCCAUAAACGAGGAGACCUGGGAGCAGAUGUGGCGGCACGUGGCCCGCAUCCACCCGGAUGGAGAAGCAGUGGCCAGGAGGAUACGGGGAACCAGCGACCUCCCCAAGAUACCAGUACCAAGUGUGCCUACAUUCCAGCCCAACAGCAGUAUUCCCCAGCGUCUGGAAGCCAUACAGAGAUACAUCAGGGACUUGCAAUACAAUCACACUGGAACACAGUUUUUUGAGAUCAAGAAGAUCAGGCCACUCACAGCAUUGAUGGACAUUGCCAAGGAAAUGACAAGAGAAUCUCUACCAAUUAAAUGUUUGGAAGCCGUUAUCCUCGGAAUUUACCUCACCAACAGCAUGCCGACUGUCGAGCGGUUUCCUCUCAGCUUUAAAACGCAAUUCUCAGGGAGUCAUUUUCGUCACAUUGUGCUUGGUGUCCACAGUGGCGGUCGCUUUGGUGCUCUGGGCAUCAGCCGCCGCGAGGAUUUGAUGUACAAACCGCUGGAGUACAAAACACUCACGGACCUCCUUCAAGAGUUCCAGGUGGCUUAUCGGAGAUACUGGCACACACUGUGCAAGGUCAAGAUCGGUCAUUAUGUGUCACACGACCCACACAGUGUGGAGCAGAUUGAGUGGAAGCAUUCGGUGCUGGAUGUGGACAAGCUGUCCAAAGAAGAGCUGAGGAAAGAGUUGGAGAGACACACUCGGGAUAUGAGGUUGAAGAUUGGUAAAGCUGCUCCACCAUCACCGCCUAAAGACAGGAAGAAGGAUAUGGGAUCUCCUCUGAGGACCCCAUGCAGUCCGAUGCGCAAGAACAGCCAAAGCGACAGACGGUCAUCAGUGGAGAAGCGGUCCGGGCCAGCAGGGCCCGCGGCUGAUUUGAACGGAUACCAGAUCAGGGUCUGAGAGACUGACGAGACAAAGGCCGAAACACAGCCGUGAGAGGAUGAAGAUGUGUGUUCACUUGAAGAUGUAUCGUGCUACACAGAAUGUGUUCACUUAUAAGGGUAGACAUGAACACCUUCUCUAAUCGUUCAUUCAGUAGAAUAGCCACAUUAUGAACAAUGCAUCAUAUAUUCAUUUCAAUACUUUUCAUAUUUAAUCUGUAAAUACAAUGCAAGUUAACCUUUAACUCUACUAGAGGAUAGCCUGUAGUCCAUUUUUUGGGCCUUGGAUCAGUUUUUGGACUGCAAUGAUUUUCUGGCUCAGUAUUUUUGCCUUGUUUUCUGGUAUAGUCUUUACAUUUCUAAAUCAUUCAAGAUACUUUUUAUUUUGAAGCAAAACAACUUAAUUUUGAGUCUUGUUUUCUUUGGGGAAAAAAAGGAAGUAGAAAGUAUUUGCUGGAAACAAGAAAAAAAUAUGUGUCACUGGUGUCAAAUGUUUAGAUUUAUUGUUUUGAGCCUCUAGUAAAUAUUUCUUGAUAGA